Messenger RNA from Megalobrama amblycephala (Wuchang bream), 10692 nucleotides. RefSeq names its product FERM and PDZ domain containing 3 (gene frmpd3). The transcript is spliced from 15 exons. Bases 4351 to 9441 code for a protein of 1696 amino acids. NCBI's taxonomy places the organism in Eukaryota, Metazoa, Chordata, Actinopteri, Cypriniformes, Xenocyprididae. The record is from RefSeq and is a predicted model, not a curated record. Gene Ontology annotation, cellular component: cytoskeleton. Gene Ontology annotation, molecular function: protein binding.
ACAAAAGAGUUAACAGAUUAAAACACCAGGUGUAAAUGGGUAUACGUCUCCCUCGUCUGCUUGUGAUCUGAUUUACCAAAACUCAUCUUAAUACCAGGUCUUAAUAAUAGGUCUACAUCUCUCCUCCAUCCAUACUGGCCAAAGGUCUUCACAAGCAUUCACAUGUAUCAUGGCAUACACCUGAUGGAAAGUAAACCCUCAUGACACCAUUCCAAUCCUAAAUGCAGCUUCCCCCCAGCAUAUGAGUCAUCGUGCUGGGUGAUGUUAAUGUUAAGGUUACUGCUGCCUCAAAUACAGAUUUCCACAGCAGCCCAAAGUGUUUUAAACAAACAGAGGGAAGAAAGUGCUAGAAAGAGUCUGGGUGAAUAAACAAGCCGAUGUACCCGUGACCUUCAGAAACUGCUGGGAGGCACUUGAUGACUGAAGAUUGUCACUUUGCUGUGACAUAUUCACAGCCAGACUUCAGUAAUCUCUGGCCUGCAAUUUACCAUUCCAACUAAGAGCUCUCCAUUUUUUAUUUUCUUUGUCUCACUGUGCCUCUUUGUUUCUUACUCUAAGUAAAUUCACUGCACAGAAUAAAAGGAGUCUUGGAAUCUAUUAUUUCACACUCUAUCUGUGUGGCCAUGAGUGAUGUGCAGGUUCACACUGGCUCUAAGAGUUCUAAAUGCUUUUUGCAUAAUGGAUCUUAGAGUAUUCCAUAAGGGCUUUGAAUAUUCUGUUUACUAAUCAAGUAAUUUACAUAAGCCAAGAUUUUAACAGAGAGACUCUGUUAGCAAUUGCUUUACUAGCAAUGUACAAUAACAGUUACAUGUGAAUUAAUGACUAAGAAAGCAUACAUACGAGUCGGAUGAAACAAAGAAGUAAUUCAAUUUGCAAUACAAAUUGGUGUAAACCUACAUUUCAAUGGCAUUCUGUGGGUCUUAAAUGUUAUCAGAAAUGGCUCGUUUAUAGUUGGUUGGUUAUAGCUGCAGCUCUACAACUAUUUGAAUUUAACCAUUUAGAAAGUCUAAAAUACUAGAAUAGCUUCUAUCCUUAUGGGGUCUUUAAUCCUCUGAAAGAGUUCAUUGUUCAAAGUUAAUUUUGAUCAAUAUCCCUAAGCAUAUUAAAGGCAAUUAUUGUGUGAGCUUGUCACAAUGUAAUGUAACUUGUUUAAUUGUAGAGAUGGUCAGAGAGAGGGUGAAAAAUAGUCAUCAACUAAUAAUAACUAAAUGAUAACAGUUUUUGACUAAAUAAAUAAAAGAAGGCGAAUUAAAAACGUGACUAACAUUAUAAGUGUACCACGGAGAUUUGAAUGUUGGGUUACACUUAAUUUCGAUGGUCCACUUUUAGACAUUCUACUAACUAUAAGUAAAUUGUCAUAUAGGGGAGAUCAGGGAUGAAAGUAACACCUUUUGUUUGAGCAUCGGUAACUCAGUGUUUUUUUUGUGCUAUAUCUCUCAAAAUUGGACACAUAGUAGCCACAUUUGUCUGCUAUAUAUAUAACUCAUUUGGACAUGUACAACACAAUCACAGAUUAUGUGAGUUAAUCUCAAACACAAAGAGUUCCAUUGUUACAACCUACCCCACUACUGGGGAUAGAUGUAACAAUGAGAGCUUAUUUGCUGAAAUAAGAUCCACACAAUCUAAUUUUAUGCAAGAAUGUUAUUGAAGAACAAAGAAUAAUCAGUUUUGAAUAAAGUGAACAAUUUAAAGUAACAAAAAAGCAUUGUAUUGUAUUUAUUUAAGAACAUUAAAUUUAGCACAAAAACAACUGCUGUGUGUGUUUGUGUGAGUGUGAGUGUGAGUGCGUGUGUACUGUAUUCCUGUCACAUAACAGUUCAGUCACUUGUUAUAUUGCCAUCCACCUAUUUUAUGUGAAUUUUGGGAUAUCACAUAAAAAACGCUGCACUGUAAACCCAAAUAAGUUGGCAAAACUCAAAAAAAUUGAGGCAAUCAGUUGCCAAAAUUUUUAAGUUAAGAAAUUCAAAGUCGAAGUAAGCAGAACUGGCAGGUUUGUUUUUUUGUACUCAUACAUUUUAAUUGUUCUUAACUUGAAUUAUUUGAGUACACUAAUUCAUACAUUUAACUUUAAAUUAUCAUGUAACCUCAUGCACCAUUUUUCACCAUGAUGGUAGCUCUCCAAAAACCCAUAACUGAAACUCAUCUAAAUUAGCAUAACGAAACAUUAAUCACUACUAAAUCUCGCAUUUUGAUUUAUUUAUUUUAUUUAUUUAUUUAUUUUUUUUUUUUGCGUGUAUAUGUCCAUUCGAGGUACAAAUAGACGCAGAAGAGAAUGGCAUUCGGUGUUCACAUGAAUCUGCGCGCACAUAAAUCAGCCGCACAUUCUGAGUUCUCUUUCGUGCCAUCUUGCUCUCAAAUGAUUUAAAAUCUCUUGAAUGUUUAAAGUGACAGGACCUAAAACACGUUCAAAUGAUAAACUUUCAUUGUAUGAUGGUCAAACUUUGCAGUUAAUCAGAGAAUCACCUGCGUUUUGAACUGUGGUGUCUGGUCCGUAUGGAUUAACAGUCCCUACUAGACAUCGCAGACUGCGCACAUCGCGAUUUCGAUGCUAAAAUAAUAUAUCAUGCAGCCCUAUAAUAAACCAUAUAAAUCAUAAUAAAAAGCGCACAAGCGCACAAAUAAAGCUUAUUACCACAGCACACCGGGAUAAUGAUUAUGAAUGUGUCGGGGGAAAACAGCAAGGAGACUGCUUUAACAUUUUAAUAAUUAAUUGAUAAACUAGUGUUUUCUUUUUCUUUUCUUUUUUUCGACUGCGUCCACAGUAGUGGACUCAACUAUAUACAUAUUUCAUAUGGAUUAUAUAACCAGUGAAUAUUUGUUUUCCAUUAGAAUUGGUUUAACAUUUAACAUUUAAUUUGACAUUUAACUUUCUGUAGAUAUAUUUUUCAUGUCUGUGAGGCAAGUUUACAUGGAGUUUCUGUUCUUUCUUUUUUUUUUUUUUUUUUUUUGGCGCGCUCAAGUUCACAGAGAGAGGUGGCAGAAAGCUCACCCUUUUUGCUUUCAUUAUUUUACAAAAACAAGUUUUGUUGUUAUUGUGAGUGCACACAAAUAGAAGUAGACAGUCACAGAUUCAAAAGGUGUAUUACUCUUAUCUGUUUGACCAAAAAUGACAGAGUAUUUUAAGUGCAAGUGAUCGCACCAGCGCCACCAUGUUAGCUGUCAUGCAGUAAGAGGGGGCUACUAUUCAGCUUUCACACUCCGCACAAACACUUGAAUAGCCCACAUUUUUGUAGGUUAACAUUAAAGCGAAGGGCCAUGUAAAGUUGCUACUACUUACAUGUUUCAGAUGAUAAGCCAUAUUUGAGGUUGAUGAAUGAUAGGUGAGCAUUUGAAUGUCCUGCCCGAUGUACUGUAAUUAUCACAUAGAUGAUCUGUCUAACGCCUAGGUCCUGAAGGCCUAACGAGAAGUAUUGAACAAUUGAACAGAACAGACAGUAAUGAGGGAACUAAACGAGACAGGUGAUAAUCAUCAGUAACUAAGGAAACUAUAGGCCUCUUUACAUAGCUGAGCUAAAGCUGCUCUGUGCCUGCUCAAAAUUCUGUAUGAAGAUGUAAUGCCGCAUAAAAGCCUGACUAAAUUAUUACUGCUCUGACCCACUUCAGUCCUUUGAAUCAAAGUGCCACCUCUGAGCAGCAUGUCACAGUAAAGACAUUCAACGCAAUAUAAGAAUGGGGAUAAUUAAUAUAAUAAUUUUGUCAUCAUCCUUUUCCCUAAAAAAUGCAAAUUGCUGUCAUGCAGUGGAUGCGGUAAAACAAAAAUGAAGGCUGUAUCUAGUAGCAAGCAGUAAACUUUUAAUGAAAACAAACUCAGGAUCACAACACUUCUCAGAAUACUCAAAUAGAAAAACACAGGAAACAGAACAACCACUUAUAGGACGCAGAGAUCAGAGCCCAAACAGAACAAACACAGGCAAUAUUCACUAAAGCAAACUAACCAAAGAAAUAAGAAGCAGGUGUUACUUAAUAAAUCAAUGAAAAAGCCUGGAAACAGACAAGCAUACAAACUAGGAAAAACCAAAACAAAAACACAGACAAACCAAUCAUGACCUUAUUUUGUAUUAGAUUUGUUCUAUGCAUAAUUGUGACUGAUACAUGUUAUGGGUGGCAAGUGGAAGCAGUUUUGAUACACUGUAAUACCUACAUUUGUGAAAUGGUUUUGUGUAUUGUUGUGCCUAUUUGAAGGAAAAUAAAAUGUGUGAAUCAUAAAAAAAAUAAGUCAUAACAUAAAUGAUUAUAACUCAUAAAAUUAUAACUCAUCAUCUCUCAUCUUUGUCCUCACAGGUGAAUGUGUACAAAACAGAGCCAGCCCCCUGAAGCGGUUCACCCAGUCCGGUUCUGUCCUUUCAGGGGAUGGCCCGGGUCCAGGAUGGGCACACAGAGGAAUAUGACAGCUCUGUGAUGUUAGAGGACGGUCAGGAUGGCAUGGACAGUGGUAGCCUGACUCCUGGCUCAGCUCGACAGGUCUGCAUCCAACGCCAUCCAAGCCACGGCUUUGGUUUCAUUGCCGGCAGCGAACGGCCUGUCGUUGUACGCUCUGUUUCAGCGGAUGGACCAUCAAGUGGCAAGCUUUACCCCGGAGAUCAGAUCCUAGCCAUCAACCAGGAACUCGUGAGCGACGCGCCCCGGGAGAAAGUCAUAGACCUUGUAAGGCGGUGCAAGGACUCGAUUGUUCUCACUGUGCUGCAACCACAACAGUCACCUAAAUCUGCCUUCAUAAGUGCAGCCAAGAAAGCUCGUCUGCGAACCAAUCCCCCCAAAGUGCGCUUUUCUGAGCAAGUGUCCAUCAGCGACCCAGACUCAACCAUGCUUAAAGACGACUCUCUGCUUCUGAUACCAAAUGUGUUGAAGGUGUUUUUGGAAAAUGGACAGAUCAAAUCCUUUACAUUUGACAGCCGCACCACUGUUAGGGAUGUGAUAUCAUCCCUGCAGGAUCGCCUCUCUCUACGCUACAUUGAGCAUUUUGCUUUGGUGCUGGAGUCCGGUGGACUGGCCCAGAAUCAGAGGCUGCAUCUACUCCAGGAAAACCAGCCACUGUCUCAUGUAGUUCACAGGACCUACUUCCAAGGAAUGAAGUGUCUUUUCCGUAUUUGCUUCUUCCCAAAGGACCCUGCUGAUUUACUGAGGAGAGACCCUGCUGCAUUUGAGUACCUCUAUAUUCAGAGCCGCAAUGACGUCAUUAAAGAGCGAUAUGGAAUGGACUGGAAGUCCGAUGUCACACUUAGGUUGGCAGCCCUUCACAUCUACAUCACUGUGUCAAUUGCGAGACCCAAUCAGAAGAUUUCUUUAAAGCACGUUGAGAAAGAAUGGGGAUUGGAACCUUUCCUUCCUUUGACUCUGUUGCCAACUGUUAAGGAGAAAAACGUCUGUAAGAGUCUCUCACAGCUGUUGAAGACAUAUCAGCAUCCUCCACCGGCUGGUAACAAGGUUUCUCCUCUUCAAGGGAAACUACAAUAUAUGCGUGUCUUGAAUGACCUCCCACCAUUUGGAGGCUUCUUGUUUCACACAGUUGGCUUGGAUGAGAAGCAGUCAGCCACUACAUUGUUGGUUGGGCCGAGACACGGUAUCAGUCAUGUUAUUGACCUGAAGAACAACCUAACAACUGUCUUAGCAGAGUUCAGCCGUGUGGCCAAGGUCCAGCUCUUUAGAGAGCAUCAUGGGGUAGCCCGUGUUGAAGUAGUUAUUCUGGAAGCAAAGCCCUUGGUCUUGUUAAUGGAGUGGCCAGAUGCAUCAAACUUUGCUUGUUUGAUCUCUGGCUAUUACAAGCUAUUUGUGGACCCUAAAAGGACAAUCUACUGCAGGAUACCUGGUCAGCCUUAUAUGAUCAAGGCAGAUUCCAGAAGCACCCAUGCCCAAUUCCGCUCCGGAGCCACUGUGUUAAGUGGAAGUCGUCGCGAAGAGAGAGAGGGGUCAUCCAGAGAGGCAACACAGAAGACAUCAGCAUCACCCAUAUCUCAGCACCUUGGCUUGUGCCACAUCCAUUUGAAAGAACAACAACAGAUGCAAGAGCUUCAGAUACAAGCAGAACAGGAGCUUGACAUUAAUGAGAACCUUAUCUCGCAGGUACAGAGUCGCUCACGCACAAAGUCUGACCCCACUCUAAAGAGCACUGAAUCUGUGGCAGAACAAGACGGUCCCACUGAUGACAGUUCAAGCUUCAGGAACAGAGCGAAAACAAUGGAGCCUACACAGAGGUUUUUCUGUGACUCCUGCAAGGCAAAACUCCAAGCUGAAGGUUUGAUCUCAGACACUGGGGAGGCUGGAAGGCUCAUUUUGCAGCAGUGUACAAAUGCAUGUGCUUCUCGUGAAGGAGGUGCUGUUGAUCUCAUUGCCUUACCACUACCUGGGAAUGAGGAAGAUGAAGAGAUAGAUGAUGGAGUAGGAAAGUUGCAGCCUCCCCCUCCUGCCAUAGCAGCACCACCCCCAGGGUUUCGUGAUAACAGCUCUGAUGAAGAUGACCCAAAAAAGGGUCGGAAAGGAAUCAAAGCCUCUGCUGCUGUGGCAGAGGGUCAGGAGGAAGUUCCUGUAACACUGAUUGAUAAUGUGACCACUAGGACAGUUCAAGACCAUGCUCAGGAGUUAGAUGAUGCAUUAGUGUCCACCCUCCAGGCACUGGAAGCACUAGCUGCAUCGGAGGAUUACCCACACCAUCACCAGCAGACACCACAGACAGCAGGGUUGAUUGUGCUUGCUGCCAUAACCCCUGAAUCAUCCCUAGACUCUGGACAUGAGACAAAUUCAUCAGAGCUUACUGAUGUGUCUGAGAUGGUGUCUGCCAUGAAGCAGCAUCAGAACCAGGCAUAUCUAUUUGCCCACCACAUCAACAAAGAGCGACUUUUCAGUCGACGAGACUUCCCUUUGUCAAUUCCUGGCUGUACAACACAAGCAAUUGGGGGAGGAGCCUUUUCAAUGAGUCAGAUCCGUGGUGGGUGUCCACCAAAGCCUGUGAUCUUAAGUAAGACUGUGCCCUUGAAAGUAUGUCCCAGUCAAGAAAUUAGUCCAUCUGACAACUCUGUGGAGCAGGGGAAGAGCCAAGAAGCAAAAAGUGAGAAGGAUAUAGAACAAUCAGAAAAAUGCCCCGUCAAAGAGUGCUUAGAAGAGUCUGAACAACAGACAUCUGAAAAACUUAAAGCAUCAGAACAAGUUUGUCCUCCCCAAGUCAACAAAGAUCAAUUGCCUCUUGCUAAUGAAGAAAAACCAAGCUCCAUUACCUCAGAAGGUGUCCAGGAAAAAAAUUCUGGUACAGUCACCCUAGAAACUACCAGUAUAGCCUUACCUGUUCUCUUGCCUGUGGAUAGAACUGCAUCUGCAAAAAUUUGUUCGACAAAUGUGUGCCAAGAUGCCGAGAAUGCCUCAAGUGAGACCACUAAGCCUUCAAGUUCAAAGGUCCUUCUGCCAGCUGCUGACUUGUUCUGCACAUGUCCAGUAAGACCAGAGCCUGGUCCACAGGUGCGUCUGAAAGAUCAACAGGCCCCAAAAGUGGUAGUGUUUCACACUUCGUCUCCCACAGAUGAUGAACAUCUCCGUGCUAAAGGACUUCAGUUAACUAGCAACAAAGAGAACACAGUGAAGACAUCUGAUGCAAGCUUGGUGAAGCCUAGCACCCUGCCUCCUAAGUACUCACCAGUUAUGCCUGUUAAAGUAGAACGGAAAGAGAUGUCAGAGGCAAAAGCAGAGAACUCCCAGAGUAAAGCUCCCGUGGAACCACAGAAAGCUGCUAAAAGUCUGCCUGUUCUGGUAGACCCAACACACAUCUUAGGUUGUGUGGAAAAGGGUGCAACUAUCCCAGGAGCCGAGUACAAGAAACAGACAAAUAAAGCCAAAUCCCAGCGUAGUACUCCAUUCCUGAGUUUCAGGAACUUAAUUUCAGCCACUUUCCCAGCACGCUUGCGCAGAGAGACAGAUGAACGUCGUGCACAACUUCAAAAAGUCAGGCAGUACGAGCUAGAGUUCCUGGAGGAGCUCCUAAAACCUAAAACAUCACAAGGAGAGUUCAUUUCACAGGGAUCCUCUCCUGUUCCCUCAUUUACCCCAUGUGCCUGCCAACUUCGCACAAGUCCUGUACAGAAAGUUCCUGGGAUCUCACGAGAACAGCGACGCAGCUGCGAUUGUAAAAGAAUGUGCCGCGGAAUGCGUCUCCCAGAUACAGCGGUUGGUUCUGCAACAGAUCAGAGAGGAAGAGAGAGGGCAAUCUCUAAAACACCCCCAGCUAUUCCAAAGUCUCCACACGCUCAAGGAGAAUUACGGAAACCUCAGACUUUGGAAAUCAAAACCACUCGAAUCCGCUCCACAAGCCUUGAGUCUAGGGAACCCAGAGAUACACCAUCAUGCUUGCCUACGUGCACCACCCAUUCAGAAUGCAUGGGUGCGCCACAAUAUAAAAAGCUACAAAGGAGAUAUAGUAUAGGGGAGAUCGAUAAUAAUGGCAGCACGCCCCUGUAUGCUGAGGUUAAAACUACAAAAGCAAAGAGCCUUGAGAAAGAAAUGGAAAGAGUCAGGGCCACUGGACUUAGACUUCCAACUCCAGUGGAACCUGUACAUACUAAAGAUGGGGAUGCAAAGAAGAAAGGGAUAUUUUUUAUUCAGGGAGAAGAGCUACUUCAGGAAAGUCGUGAGGGUACUGCUGAGGUUCUAGGGUUGCCAAGUGAGGAUACAGAGGACAGAGAAAAAUGUUGCUCCUUCUGCUUCUGUUAUCGCAAAUGUGAAGCUGCUGAUGAGAGCAGUGAAAAAGAUGAACUGUCUUAUUCAGUCCCCUUGCAGGUCUUGCCUGGAAUGCAUCUAGAUUCAAGGGCAAUGCCAGUAGUCAGCAAAACUCUUCAGGUACUUGAUGCAGAGGAUUGCAGUGGGGAGGAGGAGGAGGAGGAAGAGGAGCCACAAACACAGAGGAUUGAUCUGCGGACAUGCGGGAACCUGGAAACUAGUUUGGCAAGAGUACAAUCCUUGCAGGGCAAAACAUUCUCUCUACCUGAUGGAUUCCUAAAUGCACAACUUGAUGCCAAUGAGCUGCUCUCAAUUUUAAGGCAGUGUGCCAAUAGUCCCCAAACAGAGGGGGAACCUCGUAUCCCCCCUGCAAGGCUGGCAGAGUACAAGCAAGAACUUGCAGUCCGUUUUAAAGAGUUCAGGGCAUCAUGUAGACGAGUGGCAAGUGUUGAGAAAAGUCCCUCACGAAUGCUAAGUGCUGUCACAGCUAGCUUUCAGGUGCUGUGCAAUCUUACUCAUACAUUCAUUCGGCUGGUCAGGGGUGUACGAUCUGAAACUCAAAAACUACAGCUUUUACGUAAGGUAGAGGAGGUAGCUGUCAAUUACACCCUUCUUCUUCGGGCUGCCGAAGAGGCAAUGGGGCAUUCAAGUAGCCUCCCCAAUAAGAGUGCAAGUCCUCAGCUCCAUAUAUCCACUAACAUGGGCUCUCUUAAUCGCUCUAUCAAAACCUUGCCCAGCAAGUAAUGACUCAUUCACACGAGAUUGUGGGGCAGACCGGAAAGACAACUGCUCAACUCUCUGGCAGGAAUCUCUUCGGAUCAUUCAUUGGUUUACAUUUUUACUCGCCUUUCUGUUCACUGCCUGCUAAAUUCCAUUAUUGCAUAACUAUCUACUGUUAUAUGUUUAAGAAGGUUGUGCCACCUUGUACUCACAAAGGAUCAUUGACAUUGUAUGUGCACAGAAUUGAGGAAAAAAAAUACAACUGAUUCUGUGCAUUAUGGGUGAUCAACAGGGCUGUUCACUCUCCUGUCCUUAGAGAUAAGGGUACUGUGAAAAGGACUUAGUUUUUGUAUGUUUAGUUCCUAUAUCUAAAUCACAAAAUGAUCUUGGGAAGGGCUGGUGGGAAUAGGGCCUUAGUUAUUUUGUGUCAUAAAAAUGGUUUCUAUAAUAUAUUAUGGGGAAAAUUAUAUUAUCAUUAUUGCAACUACAAUUACUGUAGACAUUAAAGCUACAUAAUCUAAAAAAAAAAAAAAAAAAAAGAAAGAAAAUUUAAUGGUAACAGAUUUUGUAAAUUAGGUAGAGAGAGAAAUGGUAAUUUGGUAAUGUGCUUGCUAUUCAAUUUUGUUUGUUGUGACAUGAAAUACUCCCUUUUCACAAUAUCACAUUCACAAUGUCUGGAUUUGUAUCUCUGCAAGGGUCUGAAUCGACACUUUUUAAUGAAUAUUUAUGAACACAAGAGCCUACUAACAAGAUAGUGGAAGGAAACACCUGCCCAGGGUAGACAAUGUAGCAGAUUCAAAUUCACCGGAAUAUUAAUUAAAAGGAUACAAUGGUUGAUCUGAGACCAAGAUGAAAAAGGGCGGUCCUGUUUUCUAAUGCACAAAAAAAAAAAAAAAAAAAAAAAAAAAAAAAUCCUUUUUUCACUUUCACACCCACAUACUCAUCCAGCUCUAUACCUCAUACAUGUAGAGGCAAAAAGUGUUUUUUGUUUUUGUUUUGUUUUUGUAUUGGAGGAGUGGGCUGGGUUCUUGAUAGUCUAAUAAUUUUGUGCAAUCACUAAAAAAAGCUUGUGUAUAUAAAAUAAAAUAAAACAUUUUGUUUUCACAUAUAGCCUAUACAAGUACACAGAUAACCAAUGUUUCACAAUAUAUCUUUUUUUUAAAUAUUGCUUUAAUGUUUUUCUUCUGUCCCGUAAUUUGAAAUGUCUUAUAUGUAGAAAACUUUAUUUUUUCAUUUUCAUGUGAUGUCACCCAUUGUGCACUCCUGAGAACAUAA